AUGCCUCUCCUUACGCCGCCACCACCGAGCACGCCUGCUGAAUUGCUGCUAACCUGUACAGUGGGAGAGUUGCUCGCAUCCGAGAACAUAAAACCUGUCUAUUUGAGUGCUACUGCUACAGUAGAGGAAGGAUGUGAUUGCUUGACUGAAAGAAACGUCUCCAGUGUUCCGCUUUAUGACUCUGCUUCGGACUCAUUUAUUGGCUUGUUGGACUUCAGAGAUCUGGCGACCUAUGUACUGAAAAUCUUCCACAAAACGCCUACCGAGAACCGGUUCUCAGUAGAUGCAGAAAUGGGAUUACAUGAUGUUGUCAAGAUGGCUCAAAUUGACAAACAAGCUGUGCCCGUACACAUGAUUGCCAAUCUUUCAAAGCGAGACAGCUUGGUAUCGAUUGAUUCGUCAGCCUUGCUAUUGGACGCUUGCAAAUUGCUGGUUCAAGAGAAGGUGCACCGUCUUGUUGUGUUUUCAAACACUGUCACAAAAGGUCCUGAAAAGUUUGUCGGAGUCGUGUCAGAAUCGUCAAUCAACAAGUUCGUGGCCCAUGCCUUUGGCAAACUGGGAGGUGCCAAGAAAAUUCCAGGUGCUGUUUGGGACAAGGGAGAGAAACCUUUGGCUGAGCUGGGAUUGGUCAAGGGCAAUGUCGUCUCAAUUCAAAAGGAAGACUCUGUUUUGGAUGCUCUUGGUAUAAUGCACGACAAGGGAAUUUCAAGUGUGGCAAUCAUUGAAGGGGACGAUCAUCUCAUUGGAACCAUAUCAAUGACAGACAUACGUGAAAUUCUGAAAUCCCGACGUGACUGGAAGCAUUUGUAUGACCGCGUCUUCAACUUUUUCCAAUCAACAAUCAGUAAGGCUGGUUUGGAACGAGGUCAAGACAGAGUACCAAGUGUCGUCGUGCGAACUCAGACAUCUUUACUUAUGACAAUGGAAAGAAUGGCCGGAACCCACGUGCACCGACUCUGGAUUGUCGAAAAUGGUGACCGACUAUGUGGAAUACUUUCUUUGAGCGACAUUAUGCCUCAAUUGUUGUAG
Molecule: messenger RNA, 1029 nt
Organism: Synchytrium microbalum
Lineage: Eukaryota; Fungi; Chytridiomycota; Chytridiomycetes; Synchytriales; Synchytriaceae
Exons: 7
Coding region: 1-1029 (342 amino acids)
Molecular function (GO): protein serine/threonine phosphatase inhibitor activity
Source: RefSeq, a predicted model, not a curated record